CAAAUUGAAUAUAAAAAUAAAUAAAAUAUUACAACGGUUUCAAAUUUAUACAAAGUCGCCUAAAUAUUAAAAAAAAAUUAAAAUAUAUAAAUUUGUUCACAUUUAUUACAAAUUGUUAUCCAAAUAAAAAGUGUAUUCAUAUUUACAAAACAAAACAAAUAAAAUAAUUAUAUAAAUCCCUACAAGAAAACGUUACUUAAAGUACUUUUCUUCACCCAUACCCACACUUACAAACAUCUUCCAUAGGAGAAACAAUAAUGGAAAAUUUAUAAUUCAAAUUGGAUUAUUUUACUGUCAUUCCCCAAUCCAAACAGCAGUACAAGCAACAAUUUAAUGCUGGAUUCUUUUUUGCAACAAAUUUUGUGGAAUAUAUAACGAGUUGAAAUAAUUUGUGUAAAAAGUGUUAAAUUAAAAAAGUUUAUCGUUUGUGUUUAUCAAUAAACAGUCAACAGGAACUAAACGGGCUUAUCUAACGCUGCAGCUAACAGAUGAGCCCCAUCACCACAUGUCAAUUGCUGCAGCCGAAAAUGCAGGGCUUGGCCCAUCUGAUUUACCAAACCAUUGGGCAUCAACAUUAUCCACAGCAACAAAAUCAUCAACAAGUACAACACAAACAGAAACUGACUUCUCAACAAAUAUUACAAAUAAUUUCACAACAAAUUCAACGCUAUCAGCAACAGCUACAACAACGACAAUUUCAACUCAGACAUCGGCACCAACGAAUACAACGCCAGAAACAGAAUUUAGUUCAGCAGCGAUUAACAACAUUUGCAAGCUGCCGCGUUCAUCGCCGACUGCAGCAACAGCUGCUGUAACGGUUUCAAACGCUGGAUCAGCAGUGUUAGGGCUGGCACCGGUAGUUCCAACCUCAGCCGGUGUUGUACCCCUCCCCACCACUAUAGGUAGUGUUGGCAGCGCGGGAGGCGGUGGAGGGGCUGCUACAACAUCAUCAAUUAUUGCCAACCAUAGAACCAAUACAACAACAACGGAUUCCAUUAACAGCGUUUCACCUACGGCAGCUGCAAAUGUGCUUUUAGCCAGAUUUUCUGCUUUACAUCAGCACCAUCAACAACAACAGCAACAUAACGUAUUUUUAAACAAUAACCAUUCAUUGCUUAAUAAUAGCAACAAUUUGUUGCCUUUGCAUUUGCAACAUCAUCAACAACAACAACACCCUUCAUUGCAUAAAGCUGCUACAACAGCUGCCAACAUAGCUGCCGCUUUACAACGUUCUGCCAAUAUGAAUGCGGUGGCAUCACCGAUCUCAACCAAUUCCACGACGUCGUCGAAUCGAAAAAUUCGAAGGAAAAACGAUUCCAAAGCUAAUUUGCCUCAAUCCCAAAUAAAUAAGUGCAACAAUGAGAAGCGACGUCGCGAGUUGGAAAAUAAUUAUAUCGAGCAACUCUCAGAGUUUUUGCAACUUAAUAAGCGAGGCGAUAUGUCCUCAACCAAACCGGAUAAGGCGGCUAUACUAAAUCAAGUUGUGAAAACGUAUCGUGAUAUUUGCGACAGAGGCCAAAGUCGUGAUAUUUCUUCGUCUUCGUCAACACCGGCAUCGACAGGAACCACAACAUCACCAUCGACUACAACAUCUUUAUCAACGGCAACCUCGGGCAAUAGUACGAUAACCAAUAAUAACAGUAAUAACCAAAACACCUCAACACGCUGCAGUCGUUGUGCCACUGAUAACUGUUCAAUACAUCCGGUGCAACAAGGUGAAGUGUCAUCUACAGAACCACCACUGCCAGAGCCAUCACUGCUAAACGGACAAGUGCCUGAAAUUUCGGCAUAUUUUGAAGCAUUGGAACAUUACAUUUCAUCGGUAGGUUGGGUUCUGCUGCAGGUUAAUUCAGCUGGAAUUAUUGAAUCGUGUACGCAGAAUAUACGAGAACUGAUUGGUUAUGAAAAACAAGAGUUAUAUCGUCAACCAUUGUAUAUGUAUCUAUACCCAGGAGAUCAUGCCAAAUUAGAUCCUAUCAUAAGUAAUAUGUCGUCAUCUUCGUUGGGUGGAGGCAAUGGCAGCGGUGGAAGUGGCAAUGGCAACAUUCAUGAUGUUAAUUCAGCAUGGGGUCUGGGAGGUGAAACAGAAGACCAUACUAGUAAUUGUAGUAAACCGGAGCGUAGCAAUUCGACCAAAGUUCGAAUGCUAGUCAAAGAUAUACGUUCAUCAACACAAACCUCAGGAUCUUCAACGACCACAAAUAAUGAUAAUAGUAAUUCAAUGGACCAAAAACCAAAAUAUGAAGAAGUUGUUUUAAUGGCUGCUCCUGUCAAAGACGAUGGUGAUUCGACAUCAGUUUUGUGUCUUAUAACAAGGCCCGAAGAUGAAUCACCUUUGGAAAUGAAUAUUCAACAGCAUGUUCAACAUCCCACUAUCGAACAAGUAACCUUUAAAUUAGAUAUUCAUGGCAAAAUUAUAACCUUGGAUGCAACCACUUUAAGGGAACCUUUUAAAAUGCAUCUAUCGCAAUGGUCAGGUCGGUUGCUACAGGAUUUGUGUCAUCCUCAGGAUUUAUCCGCACUAAAGACGCAUUUACGUGAUAUACAGGAUUCCACCGCCGGCCUUAAUGCUUUAAAUGCCUCGCAGUCACCCGGAAGCGGAGUAGGUAUAAAUCCACCUAUAUCGAAUGUUACAUCUAAACCAUUUCGUUUACGUUUGGGAGCACCGGAUGUCUAUGUACACGUAAAGGCAAAUUCAAGAUUGUUUAUUAAUCACACACCUGGAGAAAGUGACUUUAUCAUGUCGGUGCAGACAUUGUUAAAUACCGAAAGUGAUAUGAAUAGUAAUAACACCGGUAUGAUGUCUGGUAACAGCGGAUUGUUAACCACAGGGAUGGCUGCGAUGUCUCCCGGAUCUUCUUUGGUAUCCUCGUUAGUUUCUAAUUUAUCUAUGGACUCGUUUGUUAACAACAACUCAGUUUCUUCACCGCUGGUUAAUGUCUCAGGUUUAGGGGGAUUGGUAGGUGGCGGAGGUAUGCCUCCGCAUACAACCCAGACUACAAAUGUGGGUGGUCCUCUAAUGACAUCGGCAGUUAUUAAUGGUACUGGUGGUGGUGUUAGUGGUUCUGGUGGAGGAGGUCCAGUUACAGUUAAUAGCGGCUCUGGUAUAAGCUCACAAAGGGCUGCUUACACAACUACUGCUACAUCAGGGGUGGCUUCUAAUAAUUCUUCAUUAGUUAAUUCAUUUACAGCUUCUCCUGCUGGCCACGAAGGUCCAUCAUUCUAUAGUAAUGAAUUUGAUUUAGACUUGCCACAUUCCUCAUUUGAAAUUGAUCCAUCCGUCUCGGCAUGGAAUGAUUCGAGACCAAAUUCCCGAGCUUCUGUGACCACGCCUGUAAGUACACCGAGACCUCCUUCAGCGGGACAUGGUUUUAGUCCGGCUGUGUGUCCCUCGCCCUCUACUCCUUACCAGUUAUCAUCACAUUCGGCGGCUAGUUUGCCUUCUCCUCAGUCAAAUGCGAGUCAAACAGGACCUGCAGUAAGCGGUGGGCCUGGACCAUUUGGUUUUGGUUUUCCGGCAUUUGAAAGUAAUAGUGAGAAAGUGGAUAAGGAUGGUUUAAACAAUAAUAAUGGCAACAGUAACAACAGCAAUAUGCCAAGUGUUAGUGGUGUAAGCAUUACUGGAAAUGUAUCAAAUGGUGGAAGUAAUCAAUUAAUGUUGGGCAGCGGUGGUGGUUCCUUAUUACCAACUAAUCAACAGCAACAAGCUCAACCGCAACAGCAACAACAACAACAUAAUACAACCCAAAAGCCACCUACUGAAUCGGAAAGGUUAAGACACUUACUCACUAAUAAAGCUCACCCCUCCGCCACAAAUUCUAUACUUGGGCCAGAUGGUGAUGAUACAAAGUUUUACAAACAAGAAGAGGACAAGGAGAGUUUACAGUCCAACAUGCCUGGAAUGUUCAAAAUGGGGCAAGGCCCGAUUGGCCAUGGAGCUAUGGGAACUUCGCGUAUGUUUAAUAUGCAAAAAUCGAAUUCCAGUAAUCCCAUGCUAUUAUCGUUACUUAAAUCUGAAGAUGAUGAAAAAGGUGGUCCAUCUAUGGGGCGUUCUGGUGAUAUGGUUCGCGUCAAAGAUGAACCACAUGGAUCUCAUGGUGGUGCGCAUAGCAAUCCGAACAAUUUGUCACCUGAAGAUUUGAGACGCAUUCUUAAACAUCAAGGUGACCCUGCAAUGACACGCAAACGUUCUUUAAAUGACCCUGAUGAUGGUCUUUCUGCCAAAAGAAGCGAUGAUCGCCCCUCGAAAUUAUGUGAAAACAAUAAGAUGUUGGCUCGCCUAUUAAGAAAUCCUCCAAAGAAUAUAAGCAUGAAUAUCCCUACUGGUAUCAAGAUAAUUCCUGAUAAAGUACCAGUUGCCGUUGGUCGUGUUUCCUCAACCCUUAGUGGUCUUAGUGCCGCAUCUUCAUGCAGUAGUAGUGUUAGUAGUGGGAUGUCAUCCAUGUCUAAUAAAAGUUCAGCAAUAACAACAAUGGCGGGGUCUGGUGCUCCUGCGGGUCCCGGGCGAGGAAGAGGACAACAUAAGCACCAACAACAGCAUACUUCAGACGUCUACCUCACUCAACAGCAACAACAACAGCAGCAAGGUUUGGAUCCUAUACCAGGUGGAACCAAUUUACAACGACCACCUCAAUCGCACCAACAAACUCAUGGGCAAAUGGAAUUUUCUUCAUCUUCUUCAUCAACGGUGGAUCAUCCGUUUGCCACCCCUCCAUUAAACACAACGGCCCCCUCAACAACAUCUACCUCAACAUCAAGUGCAACAACUGGUACCCCUCUGGCAGGUUUGGGCGAUGGUGAUUCCGAACUUUCCAAAAUACUUGACAGUGUUAUGGACUACGUUUCUGAUGAUCAGUCGUUUGCACCCUCUACCCCAACCGGUUUGACACCUCAACAAAUUAAUGAACGUUUGGCUAUCAGCGAAAUACAAAAAUCUCUCAUGGUAGAAACAUCAGCAUUUAGAAAUGGCCCUAAUGCCAUUAUUGGUUCUCAAACCGCCCAACAAAUGUUACAACAACAAAUGCAGCAACAACAACAGCAUUCUCAGCUGCAGCCUCCUGCUUAUCCAGGUAGUGGGAUUCCAGGUGCUGGAGGAAAUACCAAUAGUAUGACUCCACAGCAAUUACAGCAGCAACAACAAAUGCAAGUGAUGCGCAUGCAGCAAAUGUUGGAAAACAUGAGAGCGAAUCAAAAUUUCCAAAGACCACCUCCCAAUUAUCCAACAAGAGGUAGGGCACCUGCAAUGAAUGCGGUUGCAACACCUGGUGGAAGUAUGUCUGCAACACAACGAUAUCGCACAUUGGCUCAGCAACAAAUUGUCCAACAGCAAAAGGAACGAUUGUUGCAGCAGCAGCAAAAACAACACAUGUUAGUGCCAGAGAAUGCAACAGCUCGUAACGACCAAUUGUGCUUAAAUCCCAACAUCGGUACUCUGCUCAAUACAGUCGCUCCUAAUGUAACAUUGUCACGCACAAAUAUGCCUCCCGACUCACAAUUAAGUCCGAAUUUUGCCCAAACCAUGAUGCAACAACAAUUAAGUCCGGGCCAAAGAAAUGCUAAUUUCAGUCCACAAUCUAAUACAGGCUAUGGCCCACAGUAUUCCCAAAGUGGACAACGUUUAUCACCUCAACAACAAUUAUCGCAGCAGGCAUCUGCACAACAAGCGCAAAUGGCAUUCCAGAAUAGUAACGCCGCCCAAUUAUCACCUAGACAACCGCAUUUUGGCAACCAAGGUCCUAAUACUCCCGCAAAUGCUAACAUACCUUCACCAGGUAUAGCACCGAAUGUAUCACCACAACAGUGGUCAGCACAGGCUCCAGUAAAUCCACAACAAAGAGCUCAUUCACUGCAACAGCAUAAUCCUAUGCUAAGUGCCCAAUUACAGGGAGUAAGUCCUUACAAUGCCCGCCAAUACCAACAACGAGGACGAAGUCUGAAUUCGCCGAGUGGAGCGAUGACGACAGGUCCGGGUGUUACAUCGGGCCCUCAAGGUCCUGCAGCUGCUGGGUUGCAACGUCAAAAUUCAUUUCAAACUAAUGAUGGUGGCGGAUUUGCAAACACAACACCGAAUUCACCAUCGCCACAAUCUCCAUAUGGAGGUGGCAGUGUUUUUCAACAGCAACAAAAUCAGCAGCAGCAAAUGCAACGUAUGCAACGACAAACAAGUAUGCCGCAAGCUUCGCAACACCUGCCAGCUGGUAACCCCGCCUCUUCAGAUUAUGUUAAACAAGAACUACGAGCUGUUGUAAGUGGUCGAGCUGCAGCAGCUGCCAAUUCGGGUGGAAAUGGUGUUCCAGGGGGAGGAAAUGGUCCUGGAGGAGGUGGCAUACCCAGCGGUUUAAGAGUCGCUACUCCUCAAAGUCCACAUGGACCACAAACUUCUCAGGGACCUAUGUUAGGUACGAAUAGUACGAAUUCUAUGGCCAUGACACAACAGCAGCAACCACAAACAUCAAUAAGUAGUGGCAAUGUUUCCAAUAAUUCAACAGUUGUAGCUAGUAGCGCUGGAAAUGGCAGUGGAGGUAGUAACAUUAAUAAUGCUUUAUUAAACACACCACCAGAUCCAACAAUGGGUUUUAGUUUUGAUCCACAGGAUUUUUUUGGUAGCAACUCUGCAAGGUGACCCUAAAAUGUAUUUUUACUCUAAUGUGUCAACAUUUAAUGCCGACAACGCUGACGUGCAUUCAACUUUAUCCUGAUACGAUACAUUCAAAAUCAACUUUAAUACAAACAUCUACGAUAUUAUGCAGAUGUUACGUACGUACAUACAUAUGUGUGUGUAUUAAUGUCGUAUAUCGUAUAUGCCUGUAUCAACUACAACAACAACAACAUACUACGUAACAAUAAGGUGCAAUAGUCCGUUUUAAUUUUUUAUUUCCUUUUUUAUUUAAUAUAUACAAACUAAUAAUAAAAUUACUAUUCGUAUACAUAUACUCAAACACACAAAAACAUACAAACACAGCGUUAGCAUUUAUUUAAAUUAAAUUUAGUCAAGUAAAUCAAUUAAUGGCAAAAUAAAAUGUAUAUCUGCAACGCAGCACUCAGAGUUUUGCUUUUGAAACUAACGAAAAAAGAGAAACAUUUUAAAAAUUAAGUUGAAAAGGAAAAUAAACAAUUUACUGCAUUUUUAAUUAAAAGUAAGGGUUAUAAAAACUGCAAAAAAAAAAAAAAACUUUUUUAAAACGAUACUAAAUUAUAUUAUGUAAAAAUAGUUGGAAAUUUAAAUAAAUAAUUGACAUUUCAUGAAUAAUUACCUUAACAAAAUGCACUCUUGAAGAAAAUAGGGUUUAUAAAAAGAAAAAUACAAUUUUAAAAUUUUUUGAAUAAUUUUCUAGAGAAUUAAUUGAAAAACAAUACGCAAAACCAAUUAUUAAAUACUUUUGUAAUGCUAAGAACUUUUAAUAUUAAACUUAUUAUAUUAUAAAUAUAUAAAACAUACAUAUAAAUAGAAUAAUUAUGGGACUAACGAAAUAACAAACACCUUUUUUGCGCCCCACAUUUUCACUGAUACCCCUUCCUCUUUUUAAACAUUAAUCAAAUAUAUUAUAUAUUAACUAUAUAUUAAUGUUAUUAUGUAUUUAAAAAUUAAAAUAGCAAAUUUAUUUAAGAGCAAAGUCAUGCAAAAGAAGAAAAUUAAAAUAUAUUAUAUAUAAAAAAUAUAUAUAUUUUAAAUUAAGUUACACUUAAAGUUUACAUUAAAAAUGUGUACAUAUAUACAAUAUACAUAUAUGCAUAAAUACAUAAGAAAAAUUAAAAAAAGAAUCGUGAAAUUGUACUAAGACACAUAAUUUCAUAUUACACUACUGUAUACCAAACACGUAAAACAUAUUUAAAUAAUGAAAAGUAUAAAAUGUUUUAAUUCAUGUUCUAUUUUAUCUAUGUUAUCGUAAAAUCUUAUUAUACUAUUCUGUUACGCGUACAUAUACAUAUUCUUUGAAUAUUUUUUAUUUAUUUUCUUUUUAUUUAAGAAAUAAUGUUACAAAAAAAAUAAAAAAGCAGAGCUUAUCUUUAUAUAUUAUACAUUAUUAAUCAUUAAAUUUGUUUGUGUAAAAUUUAAUCAAAAUUGAAUGAAAAUCUUCUCACAAAUUUGUUUGCAAAAUAUAGUUAAAGUAUAAUUGUUUCUUCACCUGUGAUCAAAUAAGAUAUAAAAUAUUUCGAAAAUCAAGAUAGACCCAUCAAUUACAUCAAUAACAUCUGAGUAUGUGUAUAGGUGAACAUAUUUUAAAUAAAAGUUGUUUUUUUAUACUUGUAAAGAUCUUGAGAUCGAUGCCUAAUCGAAAAGUCACACACUUGAUGAAAUAUAAAUCACAAUAGAGUUUUAAUACAGACAAAUAUUUCGUCAACACUUUUUAAAAUUUUACAGGAAAAACAAAAAUCUAAAUAAAAUUAAAGCUAUCCUAAUAUCAAUAAACACGUUUGAAUAUUAUGUUGCAUUUUAGGACUUUCUGGCACUAGGAAAUGACAAAUUUUUUGUUGCGCCCUGUUCAAUUUCAUAUUAAUAAACUCGGUAUUUUUGACAAUGAGAUCUACAUGUAUUUUGAUGCUGUCGACCAUUUUCAAUCAAAAAGUCGAUUCUAAAUUUUUUGGUUGUUACGCACUUUUUCAAUUCAGAUUACAAUUUGUUUACAGAUUACCAAAUAUUCAUUUAUAUAUCACUCACGUUUAUGAAAAUGAAAAAUGUAUUUUUUGUUGUUUUAUGUUCUAUUCAUGUGUGACAAGACAAAAAUUCAUUCCUGUAUUUAUAACAUUUUAUUUUUCUACAAAAUUGAGAAAAUUUUUGCUCUAGCAUUCAAAAAAAAAAAACAAGUGUUUAUGCUUAUCAUUUUGAAUGUUCAAAAUUGAAUGAGAAAUAUUUGGGAGUGUUCGUCUUUUUGUAAAUUUUGUUUUUAGUUUUACAAAUAGUGUUUGCUAUUUCUGAAAUAAAGCGACAUCAUCAUUUUAAAAAUGUGAUACUUUUAACUUUAAAAUAAUGUGUACGAGUAUAGAUUCGACUUUUAUAAAUAUGAUGUAGACUGUUAAUUUAAUCUCUAAAAGUUGAAUGUAUCAAAUUUGUUUUCUUGUCCAAUAUUUGUUUACUAUUUUUAAUUUUUCCUAGUUUCCUUAAACAUAUUAAACUCCUAUUAGAGAAUUAUAUUUAAAGGCUAUUGCAAAAUGAAAUUUAUGCAUACAAAUAUGUGAAAAACAAAAUAAAUUUUACAAAUAAAACGAAUGUCAAAGUGUUUUCAGUGUGAUAAUUUUCUAUUUAACGGUCACCUUAAUUUUAAAAUCUGUAAUAAAAUAAUAUCUGAAAAGUUGCUUCAAAAAUUAUUUACUAACAUUUUCAAAAAACAAAAUAUUUACAUAAAAAAUCCGCUUAAAUUUGUUUAUUUAUGCAUUCAGUUUCAUUGUCGAACAUGGUUAUAACGAACUAUAUCUAUAGCAGUGAACCUAGAUUGUAUUAAACUUGCUCAUUUUGUGAUAGGUAUUCUGGUUCUUUUAAUCUUGUUUUUAUUCUAUCUUGUGAUUAUUUAAAAUGGACGACAUCUUUUAGUUUAAGCAUUUUCAAUCAAAAUAAUAAGGUCUGGUAAUGCAAAAGUUAAACAAAAUUUGUACAAAUAAUUGCUAUCAAACGGCUUUAAUGAACUAAAUUUGUCGGUCUCUACGAGUUCGUUAUAACCGUGUGUGACUGUACACGUAUUAGGUGUUUCCAACUUUAUAUAGACUUAAAAUUUGAUACAAUUAAAAAUGAAUUAAAGGAAUAGUGGAAGUUAAUUAGGUUUAUCUUACCUAUUUCAGGGAAAUAUAAGUUGUUAAAAACAAUCUUACGACAUUAGGGCUUAUAAAUUCUUUUUGAAAUGUGUUAGUAGAUAAAAAACAUCUUGUAAAUAAUUUUUUCUAUAGAAAAUUUAUAAUUUAUGAAAUAUAUUUUUUAAUAACAAAAAUUAGUUAAUUUUUUAAUAAUGAAUGUUGAAAACAUUUAAAAUGCUUUACUAACAAAACAAAUAAUAAUCA
This is a messenger RNA of Lucilia sericata (common green bottle fly), 9990 nucleotides long. RefSeq names its product serine-rich adhesin for platelets (gene tai). Lineage: Eukaryota; Metazoa; Arthropoda; Insecta; Diptera; Calliphoridae. Bases 506 to 6622 code for a protein of 2038 amino acids. The transcript is spliced from 13 exons. Gene Ontology annotation, biological process: cellular response to hormone stimulus; positive regulation of transcription by RNA polymerase II. Gene Ontology annotation, molecular function: protein dimerization activity; nuclear receptor binding. Gene Ontology annotation, cellular component: nucleus. The record is from RefSeq and is a predicted model, not a curated record.